Messenger RNA from Rotaria sp. Silwood1, 1062 nucleotides. Lineage: Eukaryota; Metazoa; Rotifera; Eurotatoria; Philodinida; Philodinidae. The record is from the annotation of a GenBank genome assembly.
AUGUUAAGCUGUCUAUUAUUUCUUUAUACAUUUGGAAUUUGUCAAUGUUUACAACGUCCGCUUGUUAUUGGACAUCGUGGUACUGCUUAUUUACCUGAACUUACAUUAGCUUCUCAAUCAAUGGCUCAUGCAUAUGGUGCUGAUAUAAUCGAAAUCGAUGUAUGUCUUAGUCGAGAUAAUCAAUUAAUUGUUAUUCAUGAUAUCUAUUUGGAUGGAGUAACUAAUGUUGGUGAUGUGUAUCCGAAUAGAAAUCGUUCAGAUGGUCUUAAUUAUGUUAUUGAUUUUGAUCUUGAUGAAUUGCGUAGUUUAAAUAUUCAUGAACGAGUACGACCAUUGAAUGGUACACAAGUUUAUCCAUUACGUUUUCCUUCAAAAUCGAAAGUACCUUUUCAUCUUUCAACACUUAAUGAAACAAUUGAAUUACUAUAUGGUCUUAAUCGUGCAACAGGUCGACAACGUCAAUUACUUAUUGAAAUAAAAAAACCUGAAUAUCAUUCAAAAUAUAAUAAAUCAAUAUCAUCUAUUGUACUUGCUACAUUAAAUGCUUAUAAUUUAACACGAUCAAGUGAUCCAAUUAUUGUUCAAACAUUUCAUAUUGAAGAAUUGAUGUAUAUUCGUAAAGAUCUUGGUAGUCAAUUGCGUUUAUUUGCUUUAAUGACAUGGAAUGACAUUCAAGAAUCAUCAAGUGAUUAUGAUUUUUAUCGAAGUGAAGUAGGUAUUAAAAAUUUAUCAGAAAUUGUUCAAGGAUUAGCACCUAAUUAUCAAUUAGUUGUUGAUUAUGAUGUAAAUGGUGCAAUCGUACGUACUACUAAUCUAACAAAAUGGGCUCAUCAAUAUAAUCUUAGUGUUUAUCCAUAUACAUUUCGACAAGAUCUAUUUUCUGGUAGUCGUUUUGAAGAACUUGUUAAAUAUUUUUGGAAUACAGUACAAGUGGAUGGCUUUAUAACUGAUCAUCCAGAUGUAGUUCUUGAAUUAUUGCAGAGAAAUGAAACAUCUGCUAAUUCAGUUUCUUUCUUACAUGUGUUUUUAUCAAUUAUUAUAUUUCUUUUUAAUAUCACUUGA